AUGGGACUCAAUGACACACCAACACAAAACGGAAGUCAACAUGGACUCACUGGCACACCAACACAGAACGGAAGUCAACAUGAACCCAAGGAAGCACCAACACAGAACGGAAGUCAACAUGGACCCAAUGACACACCAUCACAGAACGGAAGUCAACAUGGACCCAAUGAGGCACCAACACAGAACGGAAGUCAACAUGGACUCAAUGACACACCAACACAGAACGGAAGUCAACAUGGACCCAAUGAGGCACCAACACAGAACGGAAGUCAACAUGGACUCAAUGAGGCACCAACACAGAACGGAAGUCAACAUGGACUCAAUGAGGCACCAACACAGAACGGAAGUCAACAUAGGACACAAUGA
This is a messenger RNA of Pecten maximus, 366 nucleotides long. Its product is annotated as lysostaphin-like. The transcript has a single exon. NCBI's taxonomy places the organism in Eukaryota, Metazoa, Mollusca, Bivalvia, Pectinida, Pectinidae. Bases 1 to 366 code for a protein of 121 amino acids. The record is from RefSeq and is a predicted model, not a curated record.